Molecule: messenger RNA, 3218 nt
Organism: Telopea speciosissima
Lineage: Eukaryota; Viridiplantae; Streptophyta; Magnoliopsida; Proteales; Proteaceae
Product: telomere length regulation protein TEL2 homolog
Exons: 14
Coding region: 31-3117 (1028 amino acids)
Biological process (GO): telomere maintenance via telomerase; protein stabilization
Cellular component (GO): cytosol
Molecular function (GO): Hsp90 protein binding; telomeric repeat DNA binding
Source: RefSeq, a predicted model, not a curated record
AUCUGAAUCCAAAAAUUCUUAGCAGCAGUUAUGGAGGAGUCUACGAGAAAAAGAAGAGAACUCGAAUCCGAAAUUCUUGAAAAGGUUGGAGAGGUUGUAUCUGCCAUUAGAGAAGCAAAAUAUGUCGACCAUGUUAUUUGUUCUCUGCACUCCAUUGCAGUUCAUCUUUUCCCUGUAGAUUCGUCUCGUCUAACAGGAUGCGUUGAUAGCCGCUUCAGGAAUCAGCUGCUCAGCGGCAGGAUUUCUUCCCCUUUUGAGAGGGAUGAAUGGUGGGAUGUUUUCUAUCAUGGAGCAGCAUUUCCGACUCUGGCUAGGGUUUUAAUAUAUAAUGUUGCCUUGGAUUGGCUAGCUUGUUUCCCUUUAUCAGCGCGGACACAUGUGUAUGAUUCAUUCUUUGUUAAAGGGCCUCCUUUUGAGGUUGUUCAGGCUAUAAUUCCUGCUCUUCUGAAGAAUGGAAUUAAAAAAGAUACUGAUCUUAAUGUUGUCUGCUCAAAUGUGGAAAGAAUUCUGGUGCUAUGCUUGCUCGACCACAAUGGCGUGCUGCAGAUGGCUAGAGAUUUUGGUGGUUCUUGCUCUUCAGAAAAAUUUACUAAUAAGCUGCUCAAACCGGACAUGUUGGUCUUCACAUCUAUGAUUGCACAGCUCGUUGCAUCUAUUCCUGACAAGGCACGAUUGGGAGCCCCAGCUGCGCUCUCUUCAGAUCAGUUCUUUAAGCAGGUCAUCAUUCAGCUUCUUGCUGGAGCAGAAGAAAGGUCUGUUGAAAUAUGUUAUAAUGAAGAGGCAUUGGAUCAAAGUGUUUCAGAUGGGACCUUCUUAUUUGUUGGGGAAACAUUUUCUCGUAUCUGUCGACGGGGAUUUGCAGAUAUAUUGCUAGCAGAAGUGAUCCCUCGUAUUCUUGGACAUAUUCGGGGUUGCUUAUCAUCGGAUGUUGAUAUUAUAGACCACAAUCUGUUCAAAUCAAAAACAAACUUCCAGUUCUGGUUUAAGAUGAUUGAGACAAUAAAAGACUCAUAUGCUGUGGAAAGAUUGUCUGAACGGUUAUUACAUCAGCUCGCAACUGAACAUAUUACUGAUAUUGAAGCUUACUGGACCCUAUGGAUAUUGUUUCAUCGAACUUUUAGAAAUCAAGCAUCAAUAAGAUCUAUUUUUGUUGACAAAUGUUUACUCUGGAAAGUAUUUCCUGUCUGUUGCCUGAGGUGGAUUCUUCAGUUUGCUGUUCUUGAUUGCCCUCCAAGUUCUGAUUCAUUGACAAAAGGUCAAAAUACUCAAGGCCUCAUCGAUAUAGUGCAGCGUCUGGUUGGGGUUUGGUCUAAACGUCAAUUUGUACAAUCAGCUGCAAUGGAGCAACAAACAUAUGUAACUGCGGCAGUCGGCCUAUCCUUGGAACAAAUGUCGAAAGAAGAACUAGAAACAACCAAGGAUGUGAUGCCCUUAAUCCUUCAGGGAGUUAGCUGUAGGCUAGAGAGCCCAGUUACUUUAGUGCGGAGAAUGGCUAGUUGUAUAGCUUUGGUGUUUUCUAAAGUAGUUGACCCGAAAAAUCCUCUUUACCUUGAUGACAGUUGUAGCGGGGAGACUAUUGACUGGGAAUUUGGGUUUAAUAGACAACCAAAACGAAUUCCAGCUAGUUCAGAUUGCGUAGAAAAGGCCGAUGAUGAAGUGAAAAGUUUUGUGUCUGAGCUGAACAAGGGAAUCAGUGGUGCUGCUGAUGGCAGGAAAAAUAACAAUGUGAAGGGUAGGUACAAGAAAUCUGAGUUAAAGCUGGUUGAUCCAGAUGAGAUUGUCGACCCAGCGACUCUAAACAAUGACUACUCCUCUGAUGAAGACAAAGAUGAUGAUGAUUAUGAUGAUGACAGUGAGAAUUCUGAAUGCCUAAGCGACUCAUCUUUGCAACCAUAUGACUUGUCUGAUGAUGAUGGAGACUUAAAAAAGAAAUUCUCCCAGCUGGUCGAUCUAGUUGGAGCAUUACGCAAACCUGAUGAUCCAGACAGUGUGGAAAGGGCACUUGAUGUUGCUGAGAAGCUUGUAAGGGCAUCACCCGAUGAGCUUCAACAUGUAUCUGGUGAGCUUGUGAGAACAUUAGUGCAGGUCCGUUGUUCUGAUUUCACCAUUGAAGGAGAGGAAGAUUCAGCAGAAGGAAAGAGGCAACAAGCACUGGUUGCAUUGCUCGUUACAUGUCCAUUUGAAUCUGUUGCUGCUGUAAACAAAUUAUUGUAUUCACCUAAUGUGGAUAUCAGUCAACGAAUUCUGAUACUUGACGUCAUGACUGAUGCAGCACAAGAGCUUGCUGAUGCUAUAAGCAAUAGACCGAGACAUCCGCAAGGGAAUUUAAUAUCGACUUCAGAGCAGCCAUGGUUCUUACCUCAAAGCAAGGGGCCUCUUGGAGCAGGCUCUUGGAAAGAGGCCUCGGAAACAGGAACUUCAUUGAGUUGGUCAUAUCGCUAUGAGAGGAAUCUUCCAUUGAAACCUAGUCAGAUAAAAAUUGGGAAGUCACGUAGAUGGAGCCUCCGAUCAGAAAAGAUGCAACAAAAUCAGUUGGAAUAUUCAAAAAAUAAGUUUCCCCUAUAUGCAGCAGCAUUUAUGCUCCCAGCUAUGCAGGGGUUUGAUAAGAAGAGGCAUGGUGUUGACUUGCUUGGUGGGGACUUUAUCGUUCUUGGGAAACUUAUCUACAUGCUUGGUGUUUGUAUGAGAUGUGUAGCCAUGCAUCCAGAGGCAAUGGCUUUAGCUCCUGCCCUUCUCGACAUGUUAAGCUCUAGGGAGGUUUCACAUCAUGUGGAAGCAUAUGUCAGAAGAUCAGUGCUGUUUGCAGCUUCGUGCAUAUUGGAGGCACUUCACCCUUCUUUUGUAGCAUCUGCUUUGGUUGAAGGCAAUGCUGAAAUAUCUAAUGGACUUGAAUGGAUACGCACAUGGGCCCUGCAUGUUGUUGAAUCAGAGACGAAUACUGAAUGCUCAACAAUGGCACUGACAUGUCUCCGACUUCAUACUGAGAUGGCUCUCCAAGCUUCUCGAGUGCUUGAAUCCACAGACAAUACAUUCAAGGCAAAAGGCACUGAUGUCUCAACUAAUCUUUUGAAGGGGGAAAUCAAGAUAACCUACUCAAACAUGGGAUAUCAAAUUUGAAGCUCUGGUGUAAUUUUUGUAACUCGUUCAUGUUCAGCAGUGGCUAAUCAGUGUGUAGAUAAAUUGUAUACUAGUUGUUAAUUAAUGAGAUAUCUUGAGGC